CUUUGUUACUAGCAGGAUCAUCUCUCUGUUACUAGAUGAUAUCACCAUGAUGAGUAAUCGUAUGUAUGAUUAUAUUGCUUUUCUUUGUAGAUCAAAUCCAUCAAAGAGACCUCAAUGAAAUCUACCAGAGAGUAGCAGCCAAGUUGCAGCAAGAGGAUUCUCUUUCGCAUCAGAAACAAAGAUCAGAUCAGUUUGAGAAAUUGAAACGAGGCAAGACAGUGUUGGAGGGAAUGCUACGUUUCCUAUCUCUUUCAAAGAGCAAUAUCAAACCUGACUUGAAGGAUAGUAUGGAUUAUCGCAAGAACAACAUUAUGAAUUUCUUAAAUAUGCAGAGUCUGAGGAAGACAGUACAGAAACUGCAGCUUACGAAAUCUGAGAUUCAGCCUAUGCAGCAACCACUAUCUCAGACAGUUCAAGAUCAGUCUCAUGAUGACCAAACAACUCUGCAGAUGCAAUCAAUGAGCAUGCAGGGUGCUGGGUCAAGGGUACAACAGAUCAGGCAAGGUGUACUUCAAUCCCUUGAAAUUGGCACUCCAGGGAUCUCUGCCUCUCCUCUCCUUCCGGAGCUUACCAGUCCUGAUGGAAAUAUUAUAAAUCCUUUGACAAGUACUUGUGGAAAAUCGAGUGCUACUGAGCUGCCUAUUGAACGCCUUAUUAGAGCCAUGAAAUCCAUCUCACCACAAGCGCUUUCGUCUGCAGUAUGUGAUAUUAGAUCUGUUGUAAGCAUGGUUGAUAGGAUUGCUGGUUCAGUACCAGGCAAAGGUUCAAGAGCUUCAUUUGGUGUGGACUUGGUUGCAAUGACUAAGUGCCAUCUCCAAGAAAGAAACUUCAUGACGCAAGAUGGCGACCAUGAAAAGGAAGCGUCAGACAACCCCAAUGCCAUCAAGUGUUGCUUCAUUGGGAGGAAAGCGUUGGUAAUAGCUACAAGCAUUUUGCUGGUUUGGUAACAUCAGAUAUGGAAUCUACUGUGACUUGUGGUGGCAAGAAGCCAAGAACUGAGGUAUGGUUUUCAGUUACACUUCCCUUAGGUAUAUCUGAAAAUUGACACACACACAACAGAUAAAAUUUGGAAGCACAAUGUUUUGUGUGCUCUAGUGUAGACUGUGUAGUGUCCUGAGCUCAAGAUCUUUC
Messenger RNA from Arabidopsis thaliana (thale cress), 1131 nucleotides. RefSeq names its product mediator of RNA polymerase II transcription subunit. The record is from RefSeq and is marked reviewed. Gene Ontology annotation, molecular function: transcription coactivator activity; chromatin DNA binding. Lineage: Eukaryota; Viridiplantae; Streptophyta; Magnoliopsida; Brassicales; Brassicaceae. Bases 66 to 947 code for a protein of 293 amino acids. Gene Ontology annotation, biological process: positive regulation of DNA-templated transcription. Gene Ontology annotation, cellular component: nucleus. The transcript is spliced from 3 exons.